AUGAGUGUUUUGCUGUGUGCACUCGCUGUGGCUUCGCUACGAUUGGUUUGGAUUGAAAGAGACGACCUCAACGAUUUUUCCUUACCCUUGAAUGUGUUGCACCGAAUAGCCCAGAUCUUUUCAACAUCAUGUGAUGCUGAUAAGGCUGGCGUACGUCAAGUAUGCAGCCGUUUGCCGCCAAUUCACUCUGUACCGAUCGCUUUGCCUCCUCUAUCCCGACAUAUCCUGUUCUUCUGUCCAUCGUUGCAGGACUUCUCAAGUCUGAAUUUACCAAACUCACCAUUUCUCGUUGCCUUAUUUCUCAACGAUGCCGAAGUACCUUGGGCAAUGGCGUGUCCUAAUCGUUUACUUUUCCGGCUAGGAUUGAAAUACAGCUGGUAUCCUACUCCCAUUGUUAAUGUUGUUGGAAGACAAGCAGUAUUUUCAACGGAAACUUCUCAAACGGUGUUCACAGACUUCCGGAGCUGGUCUUUUCGCAUGAAACAUCUUGCAGGAAGCACUGUUACGCUAAACAAUGAUGUGACCCUCGUUGAGAUUCCAAAGUCCGCCAAAGAUGACCUGGGAGAAAUUAUCUCCUUCAAUAGCAAAAUGCUGGCCUGGUCAACUGGCAUAAAUUUGUCGGCUGACAGUCAUCUGGUCUGUGAUGAGACCGACGGUGUGUACUCGACACAAGUUUUGGCUCGGGGAUCCUCUAGAAAAGCUACCGGUGCUUCAUUUGUAAUUAUUGACGGUGGGCUAAAAACAAGUGGGCUGCAGAUUUCCGUUGUGGAAGAUGGUGUUGCUAUUCGUAUCCCAUCAGAAAGGUUAGAAAACCUGCUCCAGGCACUCAGUUGUGGAGAGAACUGGAUCACCUCGGACACAUCUGGCACUCAAUUUAUUGUUCGGUGGACAGACGGUUCCGGUCAGCCAUUCCCGUUCGGGCCAGUCUCUCCCAUUGAUGGACAAAAUCUUGCGAACAAAUUCCAGUACGGAUUAUCUUUGGAAAGAGCAAUCACGUCGGUUCUCCAAGUAAACAGUGUUCCUGAUUAUGGUGUUCGUCUUUCACAUGUCUACAAUCUCAAGGACUGUCGCCUAGCCCCUGAUGAUGAACCGAAGGUGUUCAGUAUUGCAGCCGAAAUGUUUAGCACGGCGAAUAGUACUGGAAAUGCUCGAACCGUACCUGGCAAUGCUGAUCAACAUGAAUAUUAUGUGAGCUAUUCUGCGAAUUUCGGCUCAUUUCGGUGA
Cooperia oncophora is the source of this 1224-nucleotide messenger RNA. The record is from the annotation of a GenBank genome assembly. NCBI's taxonomy places the organism in Eukaryota, Metazoa, Nematoda, Chromadorea, Rhabditida, Trichostrongylidae.